Messenger RNA from Alosa alosa (allis shad), 657 nucleotides. It is a transcript of the gene smim8, whose product is annotated as small integral membrane protein 8. The transcript has 2 exons. The coding region runs from base 209 to 496 and encodes 95 amino acids. Lineage: Eukaryota; Metazoa; Chordata; Actinopteri; Clupeiformes; Clupeidae. The record is from RefSeq and is a predicted model, not a curated record.
GUCGUUGAUCCCACAGUCUCGACUCCAGACAACAACAUUUUGUCCUCCAGAUAAGUAGUAGCCUAGCCUAUAUCGAAAACCAGUUUAAAUCUUAUAUGCACAGAUUCAAUUAUUAUUUCCUCCCAGUGUGAAUGGCUGUGGAGUGGCAUCAUUAUUAAAUAAACAUCGUUCUGCGCUGGUCUAAAAGUCCAGGUUCCUGACACUUGGGAUGUCAUCUCCAGACACUGAAACUGGCAAGGCAACUUCCAAAGAGAGUGGAUUUAGAACCCCAGGGUUUAAAGGGGUGCGAACCACAAAUGUUUUCCGUGCCGUUAAUCCGGAGCUCUUCAUCAAACCUAACAAGCCGGUCAUGGCCUUUGGACUGGUGACAAUCUCCAUGUGUGUAGCAUACCUGGGCUACCUCCAUGCAACUAAAGAGAACGACCAACAGCUGUAUGAAGCGAUUGACAGCGAAGGGGAGAGAUACAUGAGGAGAAAAACCUCGAAAUGGGACUAAUCCGACUUAAUGAAAAAUUGUUUACGGCGCAAGGAGGAAGGCCGUGUCUGUUCCAGUUGAAAUAUCCGUAGGUUACACGAGAUGUCCACACUGAUCCAACAAGAGCCAAUAAUGUUUUAUAUUAGUAAGGCUACAACAAGAUUAAAAAAAUUGUCACCUGG